AGCCAACGAUUAUAACUAGGCCUAGGCCCUAAACGCAGUCCUAUUAUAGUAUUAAUAAUCAUAGCCUAGCCUACUACUUACUACUACACUAGGCCUAGGCCUAGAGUCCUAUUCUAGCUGGCCUGUGCUUCUUUGGUGUAUGAUCUGGCUCACCGACCUACCCUGUAGCAGGAGGGAGCGCCAACAUCCUAUUUCUAGCUAGGCUACACGUAGGCCUAGGUACACAUGCCUGAAAGUAGGCAUAGGCCUAGGAGGAACUGUACGUGGUGCAGAUCGGGUUAACGGAUCUCAAAGCCUAUCUACUACUAGAACUAGCCUACGUUCAUCUUCGACGCAGAAUAAAGCCUACCUAGCCCUAGGCUACCUAGCCGAUGUCAGGCCUAGGAUAGGAGGCCCACCCAAUUUUGAAUUUUAAAGGAAGUUGAACAGGACAAAUCAAGAGCCCCAAUUGUGCCAUAAGAAUAGAAAGGCAGAAGAUAGCUGUAUUUUUUUAGAGUGACAAUGUCAGACUUAUCAAGUGGGUGGCAAAGGUUAUUUCGGAAAAAAACAGCCAAUGCAGCAAAUAGUCCUAAAAAAUCAACUGGCCAAUCCAACCAAAACAGAAUGGAUGACGCAGUGGUUGUACUCGAGAAUUCAAAUAAUAAAAUGGAGUCAGCUGAAACAAGAGAGGACCGCUUAAAGAGACGGGAGCGUAUACGUGAGCACGAUGAAGAAGAAAAUGAGGAUAUUUCCAAAGAAGAGGAAGAUCAAAUUAAGCGAGCCAUAGCAUUGAGUAUGUUAGAACAAAGUGGAUCUGACGUGAAUCUUACCACCAAAGGGGCAUGUAGUCAAAAUUCUGUGCCACGAGACGAUGGUGCCGAUUCCCUUGGAGAAAACAACAUCCAAUCAGCUUUGAGCCAAAAAGAUCACCACCAGGUAGUGGAUGAAGAUGACCAAGUUCUUUGCGAUAGAGAUGGGGAUGUAGGUAUUGAUAAACACCAAAGAGAUGUUAGAAUUUGCUCACCAGAAGAUGAGAAUGAAGAUUCUCCUGUGUCGCUUAAAGAAAGAGAUGAAGUAGCUGCCUUCGAUGAGGAUGGUGACGAUGAGAGGAGCUCUCCUCUGCUGUUUCAAACACCUUCAUGCGACUCAGAACCUGAUGAUGUAGUGAUUGAAGAUGACAAGACAGCAUUGGAAUCUCAAUCAAACAACAGUGUUGUGGAUAUUUUUGCCUUACGGAAGGAUCGACUAAGUCUUAGGAAACGAAAGAGGCAGGUGGCUGAACCAGAACGACCAAGUAAAACCCCAAGAGUUGAAACCAGUGAUGAUGAGGAAACAGAUCUUGAAUUGCCUGACAGUAUGCCUGAAGUAAUUAAACAUGUCCCAGAAAAAACUGUCCCUUUAAUGGCAGUAGACCGAAGACCGGUUCUAAAAAGUUUGAAACCUUUUUUUGCUCCUGAUACCAAAGAUAAGAAAUUGUAUUCUUGCAUAAUUUUUGAUAUGUUGAACAAUCAGCUCGAAAGAUUUAGAAAUGCCCAGCGACGACUUCAGAACUAUGCAAUGAUGGGCAAACCAGUUGAGGUUGGUCCGUUUAUGAGAGAUUGUUUGAGACACCGUAAACGCAAUGAGAAACCGUUUGUAUUUUUUGACAGUGAGGAUGAACUUGAAAUUACUGUUAAACAGUCACCAGUACAGACAGUCAAAAAAACAACCAGUGCUUCCAUCUUGACUGGAGAACUUGAUGGUGCCAUCAGCCUUGCUGAGGGUUGUGGUAAACCUAAUUGUCAUCGGAAACGACGAAUGAGAAAUGAACUGGAGGACUCAUCUGACUUAUCUGAUUUUGAAAUAAGUGUGAAAAAACCAAAGCUUACUGAACAGAACACAAGUCCCGAAAAAAGCCACCACGAGGAAAAGAACGUUGAAAUUCCUGAUGAUGAUGAUGAUGUGUUGUACGGUGGAGAAACAUUACCUUUUGGGGAUGAUGAGGAAGUUAACGAGGAACUCGAAGACACUCUACUGAGCGACAGUCCUGUCCCUAUCAUAGUCAAGGAAUCUGACACAGAUUCUGAUGACAAUCAAGAAGAUGCAGAUGUGAAAAAUAAAUCAGAUGGCAAAAGAACCUCAGAACUGGUGGAUACAUCGCACAACACCAACACAUUGCACUAUUCUGAUGAAGAAUCUGAAAAUAGACCAAAAAAAACAGAUGAAAGCAAGUUGGAGUUCACAGAGAAAUCAUCCAGUGAUUACACCAUCAAACCUGAAAUAUCUGUGAGUUAUGAAGAGCAGAGGUUAAUAUACUCAAAACAGAAGAGACAGUCAUGGCUGCAAAAAAAAGGAAAAGAUGCAACAGAAUAUUUAGAGGAUGAUGAUGAAGUGUUGCCAAAUGUCCAAAAUCAUAAUGACGGGCAACUUGAGGAUGGUAAUGAGAGUGAGGCGUCUGCAGGAUCUGGUUCUGUAUCUAUUGUAAUACUAGAUUCAGAUAGAAACAGUCAAGGUUUCUUUGCACGUAAACUUCAAAGCAACAGUGAUGUCAUCAAUUCAAAGGCUUCAGGUAGUACGAAUGAAGCACGCGGUAGAUCACCAGUUAUUGAAUUGCAAAAUCAGCAAAAUCAAAAUCCAAAUGAAGAACAGAAUGAGUUGGAACCAGAAAAGGAAGAUUACAACAAAAAUAAUGGUAUAUCUUGUCCAAUGUGCAAUGUGUGCUUUCCUCAAGAUAAAAUUGAAAGGCAUGCAGCAGAAUGUGAUGGUCCAAUUGAAGAAGCAUUAGAGCCUGAAGCUGAAGUGGUCCAUGAAGUAUUGAACAUUGACCCCCAGAGUCAAUCAGGAAGUUCAAUGAAACAAGAUUCUGAUACUGAUUGGGUUUUUAAGGAUACGAAAAAGACCCCAGUAGCAACAUAUACAAGACUAAACAAACAAGGAAAAACCAGGUUUACAGACGAUCCAUAUCGAAUAUCUGAUAGUGAUGAAGAGGUGCAGCCUCUUGAAGUUUCCCAAACCACCUCUCAUGGCAAUGCUAGUAUUAGCUCUGAUCACAUUGACCAAGUUUUAUCUGAGAUGGUUGUUAAGAAAGAGCUCUCCAUUAGUAUACCAAAGUUGACAAUUGGUAAAAAAGAAAGAGUCAAACGUCUGUCAAAACACAGUGAACCAGAAGAAGAUGAGUUUGAGAAAUGCUUCAUAUGUUCUAAGUUGGUUCCCAAAUCUGAGUACCCACAACAUGUGAACGAGGAGCUCGAGAGGCAGAAUCAAGAAGAGAAUCUGCAUAUAGAAAGCCAAGUACCUUCUGAUUCGAAAGAAACAAAGUCAUCGGCUUCUAAAACACACCAACAAGGCAAAAGGUUGAGAUCGACUGGGAAGAGAACUGGUAGAAACAUGAAGAAAGACGACACAGAUGACCUGCAAGGAAACUUGGACGAUCUCAUUGCUUUUAGCAAAGAAAAAACUCAAGAUGAAGAUUAUAUACUUAAAGAGGAUGACAACGAGGAUGAUGAUUUUGAAAUAGAUGAAGACGAUAGUGAUGACGUUGAUACUAAGGAUGUAGUAGGUGAAAGCAAUGCAUUUGAAUUUAGCGAUUCACCAGUCAAAGCUUUCUGUAGUAUUAAAAAUACUAGAGCAGGAUUUAUAGAUUAUAAAAACCAAUUUUCCAAAAAGCGAGAGAGUACAAUCUCUGAAAAAUCGAUGUACCCCUCUACUUCCAUGCCACAAGGUAGAGGUCGGGGAAGGGGUAGAGGAAGGGGAAGGGGGAGAGGGAAAAGAAUGCGGGGAAUGUCCCGUAAGAAAAAAUGAACUAACCACCCUGUUUCAAUAACGUUUGUAAUAAGAGUUAAUAAAAUAAUUUAUUUCUUGGAGUUUGUUAAAGAGUUUUAAAAUUUUUACAUUUGGAAAUGUAAUGAUUUUGAAUGAAGAUGAUGUAUUUUAAUAAAUAAUUCUAUUACAAGAAAAUGACUGUUGCUGCAAACGCUAUUGAAUUGCGUAUGGUGCUGUUGUAAUAAUAAUACAGAGGUCAUAUGGCCGUAAUAAUUUUUAUACAAUAUGAUAUGUAGUGACAUAUUGCAACCAUCCUUAUGUUUUAGCUCCAUUGUAUUUGUUGGUUGUUUUGAUUGAAUACUGUAUACAUUGUGUAAUCUGACAUGCACUAUCUGAGCUGUCCGUUGGCCGACAAACCACGCUGUGACCUCUUGCCGAGCGCAACAUUGUUAAUGGAAUACUGUCUGUGAUGAGCCAAACAAUUACUAAAACUUAAAAUUACUAAAAAUGAAAUACACCAGUAAAUUAAAAUCAUUAUUUAAAUUGUUUUUUUGCUAAUAAUUAAGAUAUUCACUUUUCAUUCAGAAUUUGAUAAAUAAUGUCGUUCCUAUAAUAUUUGGUAAAACAGUAAAACAGAAUCAGGGGUUCCAAGUAGGGAGACGCCGCUCCAUUUUGAGGUCUCUUAAAGAUGUACUAUCA
Messenger RNA from Anneissia japonica, 4419 nucleotides. RefSeq lists its product as uncharacterized. Lineage: Eukaryota; Metazoa; Echinodermata; Crinoidea; Comatulida; Comatulidae. The transcript is spliced from 17 exons. Gene Ontology annotation, biological process: double-strand break repair; positive regulation of DNA repair. Gene Ontology annotation, cellular component: BRCA1-A complex. Gene Ontology annotation, molecular function: K63-linked polyubiquitin modification-dependent protein binding; histone binding. Bases 502 to 3759 code for a protein of 1085 amino acids. The record is from RefSeq and is a predicted model, not a curated record.